Molecule: messenger RNA, 2449 nt
Organism: Mycena citricolor
Lineage: Eukaryota; Fungi; Basidiomycota; Agaricomycetes; Agaricales; Mycenaceae
Source: the annotation of a GenBank genome assembly
UCGCUUCCUCGCUUUCCUAAGCUAAACAUUUGCAUAGCUACAAUGCUGGAGACUUUUUUCAUACAUCUUCGUUCCUACUGUCAUGUGCGGUCUUAGCGCUGUCGCGUACUAUGGCUCCGCUUCUCCGCCGAGAGACCUGUGCGCUCAGAUCGAAGCGUCGCUGACGAACAUACACCACCGAGGACCCGACUCGCAAGGCAUCUACCUCUCUGAGGAUGGACGUGUCGGUCUGGGACACGCGCGGCUCUCAAUUAUCGACCUUGCCACAGGACAGCAGCCGUUGUCCGACGAGACGGGUGGGAUCCAAUGCGUUGUGACCGGCGAACUCUACGAUUAUGCGCGUAUCCGAGCCGAGCUAGAGGCAAACGGGGCAGUGUUCAAGACACACUCGGACUCGGAGCUCGUUGUUCACCUAUACCAGCAGAACGGAUUCAACCUCUUGCACUCACUCCGCGGCGAGUUUGCCUUUGUGUUGUACGACGCGACGCGCAAGCUCGUCUUCGCCGCGCGCGACCGGCUUGGGAUCAAGCCGCUGUACUACACUGUGUCCGACGAGCGCCUGCUCAUCGCGAGCGAGAUGAAGGCGUUCCUUCCGCUGGGCUGGAAAGCCGAGUGGGACAUCCACAGCAUUGUGCACUCGGGCGAUGUAUCGGACGAUCGCACCGUCUUCAAGGGCGGGAGGAAGCUCAACGCGGGCAUGUCCCUGCUCUAUCGCCCGGCGUCGGGAUACCUCAAGGUGCAGCCGUACUGGGACCUCGACUACACGCCAUCCGCGGUCCCGCAGACAAUCGACGAGAUGGUCGACGGCGUGCGCGAGCGGCUCGUCAGGGCGGUCGAACUGCGUCUCCGAUCGGACGUGCCGGUGGGCGUAUACCUGAGUGGGGGUAUCGACAGCUCCGCUGUCGCCGGGAUCGUAACAGAGCUACUGCGGAAGGAUGAUCCGAAUGCGCGGAUUGCGACGUUCACACUCGCGUUCCCCGACGCCAAAGACAACGACGAGGGCCCGAUCGCUGCUCGUACAGCCGAGCAUCUGGGCGCUGAAUCGCACAUGGUCAACGUCGACGAAGCUGCGCUCGUCGAGGCGCUCGAGGCGACUAUCUGGCACACCGAGCAAGUGAACUUCACAUUCCAGGGCCCCGGAAAGUUUCUUCUAUCGAAGUACGUGAACGAACAGGGGUACAAGGUUGUGCUCACGGGAGAAGGCGCGGACGAGUUCUUCGGCGGGUACCCCUGGUUCCCGAUCGACUAUCUCCGGCCCAAACGGGAUGCCGAUCUUGGCGAUGGGGAAGAUGUCGUGGACAGAUGCGAAGCUAGGCAGGGAGAUGCUCGGGGGAUCUCUUGCCACCGCGCCUAUGCGUCUGCGGGGACUGCUGCCUCGGAGCUGUUUGACACGCGGGCUCUGGCGAUGACGGGAGAGCCCGACAUCACGCUUUCGAUCGCGGAGCAUAUCGACGCGCGUGUCCGGGAGAAGGCGGUCUCUGGUGAAUGGCACGCGCUGCAUGUCUGUUCUUAUGUUACCGCGAAGACAAUCCUGCAGAACUCGAUCCUGAAUCAAGUGGGUGAGAGGAGUGAGAUGGCCCAUUCUGUCGAAGGACGACCACCGUUCCUCGACCACCAUCUCGUUGAUUACAUCAACGGUCUCCCUCCAUCGGUCAAAGUCCGUCCAAUCAAGGGGGGCUUCACAGACAAAUGGCUGCUACGAGAGGCAGUCAGACCUUUUGUGCCGGAAGAAGUCUACAAUCGCAAGAAACUGAUGUACAAUUCGCCUGCUGCAAGGCGAGAGGCCGGGACGCGAGUCUGCGUCCCUUCCAAGCGCAUGUCAAGGCGCGGAUUACGCAGGAGGCUAUCGAGCGGCUCGGACUUUUCCGGUGGUCCUACGUCAAGGAAACUUUGAAUGGAUAUCUCACCGAUGCGGUAUUUCCAGCAGAUGGUGGUUUGGACCCACGUGCGCAGGUACUCAUGUACAUUCUUAGCUUUGUCGUGUUGCAGGAGCGCUUCUUUGUCGCAAAGUGGGGUGUAUAAUUAGUUGGCGUAAUGCAUGCUCUAGAACAUCGUGUUUUCGGGCCGCUCAAAGUCCCUCGAGAACAAGGACAGCCAGCGAGCUUCCCGCGCUGUAAGCAUCGUAAGCUCACAUUCAUCUUGUUACCCUAGAAGCAGGAACGUGAAACCUGUCCUGGGCAUCUGCGCCCCCGCGAUCUGAUCAGUCGAUGCUAUAUAACCGCGGCACGCGGAUGCUUACCGCCCCCAGUGCGAUAUCGACCCCUACCUCUCCCCUUACCCCAGAUGGCCGGCCCCGUAGGACCCCCGUCUUUCCCGCCCCUCGACACGAGUCUCGGUGCUAUCGAGAUUGGCGGGGUCGUCAGUACAUUCCUGUUUGGGAUCGUGACUCUGCAGGGUACUACUACUUCCGCCAAUUCGAGGACGACUCGAGGUAUCUCAAGGCCACGGU